AUGUCGGGGGAACUUCAGACUAUACCUGCGCGCCAUGGGGCUGCGACUUUUGUGCCUCGAGGCAGGACGAUCAAGGUCAUUAAUACGUAUGGGAAGCAGGUAGUCAGUAUGUGGGCUUUCACGUUGGGCCCGCCGCCUGAAGAGGGGGAGGGGGAGGAGUUGAGUGAGGAGGAAGUCAAGAAGGAGGCAGAGGAGAUAAAGAGGGUGGUUGAAGAAGGCGAGAAGAAGGAGGAAGAGACAAUAAAGGAAGAUAAGGAGAUCAAGAAGGAAGGUGGAGAGGGUGAAAGUGAGGAGAAGAAAGAGAGCAAGGACGGCGAAAGUGGGAAGAAGAAAGAGACUAAAGACGGCGAGAAGGAGACACAGUCGAGUGAGGAUACCACCAAUGGAACAAGUCAAGACACUCCAACUCCGCCUGAAAAAGCGCCAGAUACCCCCGAGAAUGAAAAGACGACGGAAUCAACCGAGCCAUCAUCUAAGCAACCCCCUAAGCGCACUUGGGCGUCCUACCUCCCUUCGAUCCCCUAUCGCAACAAAGGCGCAGCAAACAAGCAAGAGACGGAACAAAAGCCCAGUGCUGAGCAAGUCAAGAAACAGAAUGAGGAGAACACUAAGAAAUGGUCGUCAUAUCUACCUACAGGCAAGAGUUUCUCAAGCUACGUGCCCAACGUUCCGAACGUGGAAGUCCCAGACUCCAAGUCUGUCAUAAGCGCAUUCAAGUCAAGUCACUACCGCGAUCCAAACAAGAGCUAUGCAGAGCAACUGUACGACUUUUCCAAGACACCUGUGGGCGCGGGAACAAUGGCCGCUGCCACCGGUUCUGGCUACGCAUCCUCUGUCUAUGCCGCCUACUCAGCCUACGCCUCCAUGCACCCCUCCAACGCCUCCCAACCCCCUAUGGAAUACCUCUCCCUCCCCCACACCCGCACCGCCUCGCACAAGCUCGUGCCAGAAGUCAACGACGAGUUGCUAACCAACCUCCGCAACCCCAUCCUCACCCUCAUCGAAGACACCUCCCCCGGCGCCCACGACACCCUCACCGCCGCCUGCGACGCCAACCAGUACGCCGCACUCGGCAUCGACAAGCCCGCCGAACACGGCAGCUGCGCCGAGAAUCUCGUCCUCGCCCUCAAAGAAAUAAACGAGACGUCUGGCCUCAAAGGUGCAAAAGCGGUUGGCGCUGAUAUUACUGUUAACAUUGCACCGACGCCCCUCCACCUCUUUAUGAAUGCGCCGCUGCAUGCUGAGGGCGAUAUCCACGAUGAUGGUGCAGGCGCAAAGGGUGUCACGCUUAGUGUUGAGGAGCCGCAGGGGAAGAAGAGGUGUUAUGUUCGGUUUAGGGCUGAGCGGGAUGUUGUGGUGGUAUUUAGUGCCUGCCCGAUGGAUGUGGGCAAGCAGAAUGGGGGGAGGUGUAUGGCGAGUAAUUUUAUGGUGGAGGAGGUCAAGGAGGGGGAGGAGGGGAAGAAAGGGGAAGGGAAGGUGGAUGUAAAGGAGGAGGAGGAGAAGGAGAAAGAGAGGCUGAGUGAGGAGCCCAAGCCUAAGAAGAAGCCCAAGAAACUUGAGGUGAGGAGCCAGUCUGCUGCUCCUGUGUCGUCGUAG
Messenger RNA from Bipolaris oryzae ATCC 44560, 1596 nucleotides. RefSeq lists its product as uncharacterized. Bases 1 to 1596 code for a protein of 531 amino acids. Lineage: Eukaryota; Fungi; Ascomycota; Dothideomycetes; Pleosporales; Pleosporaceae. The transcript has 2 exons. The record is from RefSeq and is a predicted model, not a curated record.